AUGGAUGGCUUUAAUGUUGACGAGACUCAACAAGAGUCACCAAACUCUGCACCCGAAAUUGAAACCAUAUCGAACGGAACAGAAUCUCACGAAUAUCGCGUACCAGAAUGGUUCUUGAAGGAAAAUAUCAAGACAGCAACUGAUCUUGCCCAUUACAAGCCUCGUGUGCAGUUUGCUGGCAGGUUUCAUAAAAGAGGAAAUGACAUUGUUGAAGUCUGCGAGAUUAGCCGCAGCUUAAUGGAGGAACUGAACGAUAUCACGCUCGCGACAUUUGCUCGUAAUAGUGACGGCAAAUUACCUCCUGAAUUACCAACAGUGGAACUUGAAACAUGGUCCGUGGAUCUUAUUGAACCGCUUGACGAAGUCGUCUUGUAUAUCGCCAAAGAUAUAGGCGCGGCUGUCAUAUCAAUAGAUCUUGAAGACCUCAAAGAGUUGAGCUACGAAUUCUGGCGACAGGACGCCGAACAUGGCCAAGCACCGCUGAUUGAUGAUUAUGCGAUGCCAUCAUUUAAGGAGAAAUCAUACGUCUCCUACUACUUCGGUGUUAGGUCAGAGCGACACGAGUCAAAAGGCGCUUGGUUGCGGGUUAACCGGGCCAUUUCAGCAAUCGUCAACGCUGCGCGUGUAAAUUCCCAAGGAUGUCUUUCCAAAGAAGCCUCACGCGAAUUACCUAUCAUUCUUCAUCUCCGCAAUACGAAUCGGAUAUUGGAUAUGGAUGAAAAAUGCAGACUCUUAGCCCGGCUCCGCAACUUUCUCCAGGAACAUCGGAAGGCUGGGGAGAACCUCGUUUUAGUGGCAAAUACAUUGACUUUCGAGAAGCCAUUGCGUACUGGCGACAACUAUGGCGAGUAUGACCGUGAGCUGAUUCGAAAACUUAAGCGAAAGAUGGGAGUUUGCGACGAAUCUUCUUUGAUGAUGGGGUGGAGUCAUUACAGAGGCUCUGUACCGCAAAGUGAAGGAUACCCCGUGAACAUUAACUCGCGGCGCCUGAAGACAUUUCUAAGGAAUAGACUGGCCAACGGUACUUCCAUGGAUAUCCUACGCCGAAGCUCAGACUGGAGUCACUUUCCGAACCUAUGUUGCGAACUUUGGCGCGAGAGCGACCUAAAACGGGCGGCACUUCAAAUUGCAGGAAGAAUGGCUAAGAAACCUGCCGAAAGCCUUAAUGACAAUAUUGGAACUGUUCUUAGUCGUUUCAGGAUGUAUCUGAAACCUAGAAUCGAGGAACCAGUCCAAGAUGAUAAGGCAGAUGAAGUUUCAACGUGGGACGAGAAAAUGAGACGCCUUAAAAGAGGCUGUGACUGUUGCGAAUGCGAAGUUAUAGCUUCUAUGGCCAAUCCAGGCAAAACACCUCGAGCUUCUAUGUCGAACUUCUGCCUUCAAGCCAGUUCAAGUCUACUUUCCAGCCAGGUCCAGAUCAAUGGUGCCUUGCUUUACGGACCUACGGGAAUAGGCAAGACACAUCUGAGUCGCGCCAUCGCUAAAGAUUCGGGAAUGAAUAUGAUUAAGAUCGAUUCUACUUAUAUCAACACUAUGCGAUUUGGAGGUGGUCAAAAGCACAUCGAAGCUUACUUUACACUUGCUUCGAAACUUUUCCCGUGCAUUUUAUUUAUUGACAAUGCGGAUGCUUUGUUCUAUCGUCGUGAUUCCGAUGGCGAAAUCUCCGAGAGAAAGGCGCUUACUAAAUUUCUAAAUUGCCUUGAUGAAACUGUACACGAUAAAAGGCGACCGCUCCUAAUCGCUGCUUCGAAUCGCCCUUGGGAUCUUGACGACGCAUUGCUCCGUCGACUACCGCAGAAGUUGUUCUUUGAACUCCCAGAUGAGGAGUCCCGGUUGAAGAUAUUUCGACUCUUCCUGAAAGACGAAAAUAUCCAUCCCUCGCUCGACAUUGAGAGAUUGGCAAAGGUUACCGUGGGUUAUUCAGGUUCGGAUAUAAGCAAUCUGUGCGGAAAAGCUGCUACGAUUUGGACGAUUGAGCAGGAACAGGCUCAGGUCGGAGACGACUUGAAGGAGAAGGCCAAACUAUGUCUCGAGACUCGUCAUUUUAGCAAGGCUCUCCAAGGAACCGGACCGAGCGUGUCUAAGAAAACCCUCGCGCAAUUCGCCAGUUUUACCGAACAGUACAAUGCGACUGUUUUAGAGGAGUCAUGA
Molecule: messenger RNA, 2151 nt
Organism: Annulohypoxylon maeteangense
Lineage: Eukaryota; Fungi; Ascomycota; Sordariomycetes; Xylariales; Hypoxylaceae
Product: P-loop containing nucleoside triphosphate hydrolase protein
Exons: 5
Coding region: 1-2151 (716 amino acids)
Cellular component (GO): mitochondrial outer membrane
Molecular function (GO): ATP hydrolysis activity; ATP binding
Source: RefSeq, a predicted model, not a curated record